AUGUCAACAAUUGAGUCACCUGUGGUCCUGUCGAAGUUUGAUAACGAUGGCCGGUCUCUAUGUAGUGUCUCAGUGGCGUUGAACAAACAGAGAGUAGGCGUGGAAGCUGUGCAUGGCGGUGAGACACUCAAUACAAACUUUUUAUACCUGGAAGACUCUUCGCUUAGAGUUGGAUCGAUGCGAUGGAGUCAAAUUUCUUCCACUGAUACCCUGUGCGUCUUCCUUGGUCUUAACAAUGGUGAAAUAUGGAUAUAUUCCCCUGCGGCAAAUGAGGUAGUUUAUAAAAUGAGCACCGGUAAUUCUUACGAGAUCAAGGACAUGAAAAUCAGUUCUGGAGGUACGAUUUUAUGGUGCAUUGAUUCGGACGAUUUUUUUUACAAAUUUGACCUUACGAAUUUCACACUGAAGGAUCACUUCAAAAUUGAAACGUGCUCCCAGUUGUCAAAGCUGUGUCUAUUACCUAAGGAUAGCUCAAAAAUUUUAGUCGCAUCCUUUACGAUUUUCUUGGUGGAUGUGGAGUCUAGAAAGGUAUCUCAAACUUAUCCCGGUCAUGUUUCACCUGUGACACAUCUUUCCACGUUAAACGACGAUUAUUUUUUAAGUGGUGCAAUCAAUGAUAGGUUCUUGAACAUCUACGACAUUAAGAGUUCUAUGACAAAGAGUGUGUUAGUGCUGCAGUCAAAUUUAAAAGAAGUUUCCAUAUACAACGACGAGUCAGUCGCUGCCACCACGGAAGAUGGUGAUGUUGAAGUCUUUUCAGAUCCUUUGGUGAGUGCCAAUACUGCAAAUAACAAAAGAAGAGGUAAUAAUAAAUCCAAGCAAUCCAAUAAAAAACUUCAUGUUCAGGAGACUCCCACCAAAGUUCUACCAGUGAUAAACGUUUCUAUAAAAAAGGAUAUUUUAACAAUUUGUUGGUUACAAAAUGCAAUAAUACCACAUUUUGAACAGCUAAAAUGGCAAGACUUACCUUUGAACUACACCUUGGAAGUAUCUAGUGAUAAAUCGGGCAUCGCUGGUAAACAUUCUCGCUCCUUGUAUGGAACAGAGUUGUCAGCAAGUAAAAACUACGUGGAAGGAAAUGCAAAGAUUACAUCGGGUGACAACUUUAAGCAUGUUAAUGAUGCUAUCAAGCAAUGGGAGCUCGAAGUUACAGAGCAAGAAAGAAGUAAUGAUCAAGACAGUGAUAGUAACUUGAAUGAAUCCCUGGCAGAUAAACUGGAAGCAGCAAGCAUAUCGCAUGUCCAGAUAGGCAAAAAGAAAAAUUCAACAGCAACAACUGUUGGUACAGUAACAGUUGUGCUGUCACAGGCAUUGCAGGCUAAUGAUCACUCUUUGCUGGAAACAGUUCUCAAUAACCGUGAUGAAAGAGUCAUAAAAGAUACUAUAUUCAGAUUGAAACCGCCGCUAGCUGUCAUCUUACUUGAAAGGUUGGCCGAACGGAUAGCAAGACAAACUCAUCGUCAAGGUGUAUUGAAUGUUUGGGUUAAAUGGUGUCUAAUCAUUCAUGGUGGCUAUCUCGUCACCAUUCCUAAUCUAAUGUCAUCACUUUCAUCGCUACAUUCGACAUUGAAAAGACGAUCAGAUCUCUUGCCAAGGCUUUUAUCCCUCGAAUCUCGUUUGGAAUACGCUCUGGAUAGGUUGAGCAGUGAUUCAUUGCAUGAAGAUGAAGAUAACUUGGAAGAACUACUGGAGGAAGAAUUUGAAGAAGAUGUUGAGUACAACGAAGAAUUGGAUGAUGCAGGCCUGAUAGAAGACGGUGAAGAAGACGAGCAGUUUGAAGACGACGAGGAUGAAGAGAGUGACAAUGAUGACAGCGAAGAAAGAAAAGUCAAUGGAACACGUAGCGACGGGCUGUCCAAAAAUGAAGUAGAUGUUGAAAGUAUCAACAGCGAUGAAGCUGGUUAUAGCGAUGUAGAGAUGCAAUAA
This is a messenger RNA of Zygotorulaspora mrakii, 1926 nucleotides long. It is a transcript of the gene UTP5, whose product is annotated as Utp5p. NCBI's taxonomy places the organism in Eukaryota, Fungi, Ascomycota, Saccharomycetes, Saccharomycetales, Saccharomycetaceae. The coding region runs from base 1 to 1926 and encodes 641 amino acids. Gene Ontology annotation, cellular component: nucleolus. Gene Ontology annotation, molecular function: protein binding. Gene Ontology annotation, biological process: maturation of SSU-rRNA from tricistronic rRNA transcript (SSU-rRNA, 5.8S rRNA, LSU-rRNA). The record is from RefSeq and is a predicted model, not a curated record. The transcript has a single exon.